AUGGCGGGGUGCCCUGCCAGAGAUGCGUCCGGCUGCGCAGGCAAUGCCACUUCUCGGACUCUGGGUUUGACAUCGCAGGAUCGGACCUUGCGGAGAGGUGAGUGUAGCAUCUUCAACAGCAUCACACACCUCAUCCACAAUGCCGCUGACGAUCCGACUAGACUCCAGGCGUCCCAGGAAGCCAACAAGGACCUGACGGAGCGUCUCGGGUAUAUGGAGAGAAUCGUUCGACACUACCUCGGUCAUGUCAGUCUCGAUUCUGCAAACCUCCGAGAUCUUGCCCAGUCUAUCGAGGGACCGCAUGAUGGCGGGGACCGGUCUGUUACUCCUCGGCAGGACGCAUCCAGUUCUCACCAUUCGGGCUACCUCGACCCGGAGGAGGAGAGCUUCACGGUGCAGCCUGUGGCAAACAAUAUCACUCAUUAUUCUGGCGAAUUUUCUCAUUGGAAUUUCUCCAUGCGUAUCAAACAAUGGAUUGAGCAGUGCGUCUAUGACCAGGGACAUCCUCACCAUACCGGUCCGCUCAGCUUCAAGGAAUAUUACCGCCCUAUGGAGCUACAGUCUGCUUCAGACCCCUUUGCCUCGCUUACAGCGUCACUUCCACCCCGCGACGUAGCCGAUUUCCUCGUCGAGGUAUUCUUUCGCUAUGUCGAGACAAACUACUGGUAUCUCGAAUACGGUUGGCUGCAGGAGAGACUUCAUACAGCGUACACAAUCCCCUCCGACUUUACACGGCGCGACGUUGGAACUGUGUGCAUAAUAUUUAUAGUGCUCGCCAUCGGUACGCAGUACGCCUAUCUGGACUCACAACACCAGGCUGGGAACCUCGCCCAACCUGGACCUUACUCCGAGGACGUUCUCGGCGUCUUAUUUUACCAACAGGCCUGCAAACUACUCCCCGACGUUAUUGCCGUAUCAUCGCUCGAGAGUGUCCAGGCAUGUCUUCUGAUGGGCGUCUUUACGCUGCCUCUGGAUGCUUCUGGACUGUCAUACAUAUACCUCAAUCUUGCCAUCAAGCUCGCUAUACAAAACGGCAUGCACCGCAAGUACCCCGGCGGGGAACUGGAUCGCUCCAUAAAGGAGACAAGGAUCCGCGUGUGGUGGACCGUAUACGCUAUUGAAAGACGAGUGGGAAUAUUUCACGGGAGGCCCACAUCUAUAGCGAGUACAGAUGUCGAUGCCGAACUUCCUACCGUCGAUUUCACAGAUAUCUGGCCGUCCUCGUCAACGAGCCAGAUCCAAGCCAUGCUGGCUACUCUUCAGCUCCAUGAUAUACUCAGUAAGAUAUUGCAGGAAAUGUCCUCUCUGAAGCUACAUGCCAAGCGCGGCGCGUUCGAUACUCUCAGUCGACUGGUCGACCUGAGCAACGAUCUGCACAAGUGGUGGGACGCCAUCCCCGAGUCCAUGUGCCGGAAGAACCUUGCGUCCUGUCAUACAUCAAACCCCAUCACACGCCGCGAGGCACAUAUCCACCUCGAGUAUCACAUGGUCCGCUUGUUCGCGGGCCGACCGUUCAUCUUUUUACGCGUCGCCAACCGGGGCAGCAGUGCGUCUGCUUCCAGCUCGCCUGCGGAACAGGCUCAGCAGUCGUCGUACCAGCCGCACCAGCAAUACUCACACACUAGUCCUCGCUCGAGAAUAGACGCCCGUUCAGUCUUGGUUUCAGACUGUGUCGAAGCUGCGCUGGCCAUCAUUGACACAUGCAAGGCCCUCCAGGACGGUGUCGGUGCUGCCAGGGCGUCAUACACCGAGUUCAGCUCGUGUCGCGUCGCCCUCCUCGUCAUCAUCACGCAAUGUCUACAGGGCAAGACAGAACGGCUGCGCCAAUCACUCAAAGACGGUGUAGGCAUCAUCCGGGAAUUGUCGGCCGGUGGCGGCGAGUCCGCUCGAUCCGAGGCAUCACUCAUAGAGGUCCUUGAGCGUGCGAUUGCCCGCCUUGAUGUCCAGGAUGAUGCAUCCAACCCUUAUGCACGGUUCAAGAAGUGGGAGAUGCUCUUCAAAAAUGACAGCUCCGCGGGCAGCAAUAAUCAGGCGACAGCUUCCUCUGCCGCGGGAAUGGCCAACGACGCUGCUCGCGAAGCACCGGUACCGGACCACACCCUGUUCACGCCGAUUGCCGGGUCGUGGGGCGGAACCCGGGGAGACCCUGGCGGCCCAGGAAUGGCGGCGGGGUCGUCACCAACAUGGGCUGGGCCCUGGGCAGCUAUAUCCUCGAUGGACUGGGACUUUUCAUUUCCGCAAACCAUGGAUGAGUUUUCCACCAUGUUCAGUCCGGACUUUGGACUGACACAUUCGGAUAACCCGGGAUCGGGCGCAAAUCUCUGGCCGCCUGGAACAUAG
Geosmithia morbida is the source of this 2340-nucleotide messenger RNA. Its product is annotated as Fungal trans. Gene Ontology annotation, biological process: DNA-templated transcription. Gene Ontology annotation, molecular function: DNA binding; zinc ion binding. The record is from RefSeq and is a predicted model, not a curated record. Lineage: Eukaryota; Fungi; Ascomycota; Sordariomycetes; Hypocreales; Bionectriaceae. Bases 1 to 2340 code for a protein of 779 amino acids. The transcript has 4 exons.